Molecule: messenger RNA, 2881 nt
Organism: Linum trigynum
Lineage: Eukaryota; Viridiplantae; Streptophyta; Magnoliopsida; Malpighiales; Linaceae
Source: the annotation of a GenBank genome assembly
AUAAAAGUGUUCUUGAUGGUCUUUUGUAUCCUCAUCAUUCAAUCAUGCACAUAAACCAAAGAUGGUUGCUCAUCAGAAUCAACAACCCUCAACAGCUUCAGUGCUUUACAAUAGGGAAUGUCAACUUCACCAUCACUAAAAAUUCCUUCUAGAAAUUGUUAUCCAACAGAUCAAACUUUAUGUGUUUCCCCUCUUUAGAUUUUCCCAACCUGUGAGAUGUAAAGAAGCUACUUGUGACAAGUUGUUCCAGCAAAGGCCUAUGGUCAUACACACUUUUUAAGCAUAUGAAACUUGUAGCAAAUCGAGUAGCUCCUCAUGAACAAUAUGCUUCCAACCUUCUAACUUCUUCAUAAAAGCUAAGAGAGAUAGGUGACUUUCCACAAAUGAUUAACAACUGGUGCAGCACAUAGAGAUCAAAAAAUACUCUUAUACUUCUCAUGAACUUUUCUCCCAGCAGCAACAUAAUUGACAUCAUUAUCUAUGAUAAAAUGCACAACAUUCUCUAGCCUAAUCACACCACCAAACAAGUUGGCCAAAGUACCUUAACCAAGUCCGAUGCAUCCAAAGAUUUCGGAAAACAUACGCCCUUUGGACAAUAGACUAGAAAAUUAAUCAAUGACCUUUGACUUAUAUCUGCCAACCAUCAGUCAUCAAAGCGCAACCAGUAAUUUUCCAACUCUUCCGAUAAUCAUUUAUGAUAAGAAGGUACCUUCAAAUUGAUAAUGGUUGACGACAAGUGAGCUGGUAUCCACCAAAUUAGAUGAGUUGAGCAAGAAGGAUAUGAGGCAAGGGGCCGACCCAAAACAGGGCAGUCCUUCAUUGUCGUGUGCUUUAGCUGGGGUUGGGGGCUGACGGGCGGGCGAGGUCGUCAGCAACGAGUGUGGUCGCCGACAACGUUCGUUGCCAUCGGGAGCAGGCGUGACCGACUUGGAGUGCGCGAUUUCGUCGGGAGUGGGAGAGGUCUCCUGGAGCGUGCGAAUCAAUUGGAGUGCAUGAUUCUACCAGGUGACGCCGACGAGAGCAGAUGAUGCCGGUGAGAAGGCGCUCUGGCGACAAGAGAGAACGAGAUCGUCGGUUGCUCGUGACUAUGUGUAGGCUAGGUCGCCGCCCUCUGAGAGAAGAGCUAGGGUUUGUGCUGUGGAGAAAAAUUGAGAAUGGAAAGCCAAUCAAUAUUCAUAGCCCAUAGGGAUCAACAUUCAGUUGAACUCCUCUUCUGUGCAAAACGGAGCUCCAUGCCUAAACCAAGCGCUCGAUCAAACAGGUUAACCAUCUAGGUUUCUUGAGUUUGACUGGGUCUGGGUUGACCUUCACCCAUUUGCAGCACUGUGUCGGCGACGGACCGUCACCGUCACCGUCUUGUUGAACCGCGGGCUGAUAACCUUGCAUCCAAUAGACCUAUCAUCCAGUGACUUAACCGGUCAACUGUCAAAACCGGGUUGAUAACUAGUUAACCACAAUGCCACCGUCCACCGCACCGUCUUCCACUGCUUCUGGAAGAGGAGUAUAUUGCGGCAGCUGUGUGUCCGAUUUUGAAGGAGGCACUUCCGAUUUCCCAACUCUAUGGCAGAAAAACCUCAAGCAGUGCGAGUUUUGUACUGCGGCGUAUGCUCUCUUCCGCCGGAGUACUGUGAAUUUGGAUCCGAUUUUGAGAAGUGCAACCCCUAGCUCGUCAGGAACGCCCCCGACGACCGACGUCUACCUUGAUCUUCUCAAAGAUGCUAAUGAAAAGGACAUUGACAAGGUUUCUGAUUGUCUUCAACCUAUUGGCAUCUCACUCGAGGGCAGUAGUGAUGGGGCUGCCUCAUCUACUCAAUCUGCAUCGAAAGCUGAAGAAGUUAAACGUCUUCCCGGUGGCAAAAUAAAAAAGAAAGAGAAGCAAGAAGUUGUAAUUGAUAAGGUUGUACGCAACAAGCGCAAAUGUAUUACCAUUAUUAAAGGAUUGGAACUCUAUGGAAUCAAGCUUAGUGUUGCUUCCAAAAAACUCGAGAAGAAGUUUGCAACUGGUGCAUCUGUUGUCAAGGGUCCAACUGACAAGGAGCAAAUUGAUGUUCAAGGAGACAUAGGUUAUGAUGUCGUUGAAUUUAUCAGACACGUGGCUUGAUGUAAUCUCCUUUCUUACUCUCUCCUUUUAAGUUUCUUUUAUUCACCUUCUGUUGUCUGCAUCUGUAGUUUCAGACAUGCGUACUAUUGCAUUAGUUAGGCAGCUUGUCCUAUCUGUUGACGAUUUUUAGUAAGUUAUGACGACUGACACCAAAAUGAAAGGAAAAGUAAUUCUCUUUUGGAACCAUGAUACGGGAAGUAUCUUGGCAUGUAUUCUUAACUGUUGGCAGCCUAAAUUUUGUUUUUCCUGAAUGAUUGAUCUGUUCUGCAUUCAGAGAUGGCUCAUACUUUGUGAAUACUAUAUUCUCACGGUGAAUUUGUUUCUUUGUUGGGUUUGCGCUUGUAGAUCUUUCACUAUCUUCCAUUUUAGAUUUUCUUUGUUCAAGACUUUCUCUCUAAUCUUAAAUGUUCCAUACAGAUUCUGUGUUUUAAUGGUCUACUAUUUCAGGUGCCUGAAAGUGCAAUUACUCUUCGUUGAAGAAGGGGAAAGGGUUGCAGCUGGUUGACUCUGGCCUUUAGUGGAAGCUCUGUGCAACGUUUGGUGCAGGUAUGAGUUGGUUUUGGGCGUUUAGGGUAAAUCGAAAGAACAUAUAGGAUGUAAUUUGUUACCACUCAUGGAGAAGCAAGCUCCAGAUGUGAAUGCAAUCAAAUACUGAGAAGAGCAGGAUGUUUCGGUUACGUUACGUGAAUUUGCUGUCCUCCACCUUGCUGCUUUUCACUGACCAUUGUAUUCCUCGUUUACUUUUUCAUAGAGAAGCUCAAACAAAACAUAACAGUGUGA